AUGUAUAGCUUCUGGCCUGUUUUGCUUGUCAACUACAACUUACCACCUGAUUUAUGCAUGAAGAAGGAAAACAUAAUGCUUACAUUGUUGAUUCCUGGUCCACAUCAGCCUGGAAAUAGCAUUGACGUCUACUUGGAGCCGCUCAUAGAGGAUCUAAACCACUUGUGGAAUAACGGAGAGGUCACAUAUGACGCCUUCAGCUGCAAAGUGAAAGGUAAAAUGGGAUGUCCUUUGUGUGGGAAAAAUACUGAUUGUAUGUGGUUGAAGUUCAGCAGGAAGCAUGUGAAUUUCAAGAACGAAUUUGGAAACUUGAAACGAUCUGGUAGAAAGAGGAAAAAGCCUGUGUGUACAUCUGUGGGCUCUGAAGUUGAGGAUUUAUCUAGUGAGUCAGAGGAAGAAGAAGAGGAAGAAUUACAAGUAGAUGUGGAGGAGUUACUGCGAUGGAAGAAAAAAUCAAUCUUUUUCAAGUUACCUUAUUGGGAGGAACUCCCUGUGAGACAUAACUUGGACGUAAUGCACAUUGAGAGGAAUGUGGCUGCAAGUAUAGUGUCUACAUUGUUGCAUUGUGGCAAGUCGAAAGAUGGUCUUCAGGCUCGUAAAGAUUUGGAGGAGUUGGGUAUUAGGAAGGAUCUACAUCCAACCAUCAAAGGGAAACAGACGUAUCUACCAGCAGCACCUUGGUCUCUUUCCAAGACAGAGAAGAAGAUUUUUUGCAGGCGCCUAUUAGACUUCAAAGGCCCUGAUGGAUAUUGCUCAGACAUUUCAAGAGGUGUGUCAUUAGAUGAGUGUAAGCGAGUCAUAGAUAGAGAACAAUUGGUAAUGGAAGCUGAGAUUGUUGAGACUCUUUGUAUGUUCGAGAGGUUUUUUCCCCCAAGCUUCUUCGAUAUAAUGGUGCAUCUGACGGUACAUCUAGGAAGGGAAGCACGACUUGGUGGUCCAGUCCAUUUUAGGUGGAUGUACCCAUUUGAAAGGUAUAUGAAAGUUUUGAAGGAUUUUGUCAGAAAUCCUGCUAGACCAGAGGGAUGUAUCGCUGAAUCUUACCUUGCUGAAGAAUGCAUCCAGUUUUGUAGUGAUUUUCUGAGAAAUACUACAACUGUGCAAGAAAAACUCGAUAGAAACACCGAGUACGAGAAUGUAUCCAUUCUGGAGGGUCGUCCAAUCUCUGCAGGCUCUCCAGUAACUCUAACUGAAAUGGAGAAGAACAUAGCCCAUCUUGCUGUCAUCCAAAACAUGGCAGUCGUUGAACCUUACGUAGAAGUAACGGAAAUUAUUCUGUUGGAUUAUAAUGUAUUCUAUGUGGCUCUAUUCCGGUGUCAGUGGGCAGUUCUGGGAAAUGGAGUUAAGAAAGAAGAUGGUUUCACACUUGUUAAUCUGCAUCACAAUCAGACUUCUUUCUUACGAGACCCAUACAUUUUAGCCUCACAAGCGAAGCAGGUUUUUUACUCUAGGGAAGAUGAGUCAUCAAGUUGGUAUGUGGUUAUGAGAGGGCCUUGUAGAAGAUACAGUAAGGAAGAAGUCCAAGAAGGAAAUGCAGACAUUGGGCCAUUGCCAUCUACUGUUGUCAUGGAUGUUGAUAUGGAUGAGUCUGAGAAUUCACGAACUGAUUGUCAAGGCAUAUAUGUUUGA
Molecule: messenger RNA, 1626 nt
Organism: Microthlaspi erraticum
Lineage: Eukaryota; Viridiplantae; Streptophyta; Magnoliopsida; Brassicales; Brassicaceae
Source: the annotation of a GenBank genome assembly